AAUUUCGGCAGAGAACAACACUAAUGUGCUGAGGAAAAUGAAAGGCCUUCAAUUGCCGUUACUCAUAACUCUGCUUGUGGGAUUCUUCGAUAAUUUUUAUUGCGUUGAGGUUCUAAGCGCGGACAAUGACAUUUGCCGACUUUUUAAAGAUGGGGUAAAAUUACGUAAGCCGGGUUAUUGCAACAUUGGCAUAAUAUGCCAGAACUUUAAAAGUGUGGAUAAUGUACCAUGCCAGGGUUCUACUUAUACGUAUUACGAUCGGAAUACAAUGGGAUGUGCAAAAAGUACUUCUGACGACUACUGCUCCGCGCCGUGUGUUACUAAAUCAAAUGGAUACAUUCAGGACCCCAAAAACUGCAAAGGCUGGUACAAUUGCAAUGGUAAAACUGCUAUUAGCUCUGGGUAUUGUUCCGGCGAUUUACUUUUUAAUUCCACCACCAUAAUGUGCGACUAUCCUGAAAACUCUUCCUGUAGGGCCACAUUUACUCUCUGCGAUGUGGUACCUGAUUCAACGCCAUUUCUGAGUGAGGGUAAUUGCAACGAAUAUUACGAAUGUGUCAAAAGCAAAUCAAAAUCCGUUUUGCAAACCAAAACGUGUGAUUCUGACAAAUACUUUGACGUUAAUACAGGAACUUGUAUGGCCAAAAGCCAUGUUAAUUGUUCUAAACAUCCUUAUCCCAAUGAGGUGUGCGGCAAUACGAAGCUAGCGAUAAGAAAUCGCUUUGUUAGUGAUGAUGCAACAUGCCGCGGAUAUUUUUAUUGCAAAGAUCUGGGUGUUGGCACACCUGAUCCAUCGCCUAGUUGGGGACAAUGCCCCACAACAACGUUCUUCGAUUCAACACAGGAGGGUUGUGUGUCGCGCACCAGCGUGCGGUGUGGUGAAGAUCGUUGCGAUGGUCGAGAUGACGGUUAUGAAUUGAGCUCGACACCAGGCUGUCAGUAUUAUCUAAGUUGUAAGAGCAGUCGUACCGUGGAGGAGAAGUAUUGUGGUGACAAUAUGUGGUUUGAUGCUGCAACGGAGAAGUGCACCUCAACUAAGAAAUCGUACACAGCUUGCGUCUAAUCGGGUUGUCGCAUUUGACUGGCGCGACAUGUAAAACCUACCGUGGUGCCACAAUUAAAGUAUUGCCGUAUAUAGUAUACAAACAAAAAAAACAACAACAGAUGUUCUUGUCCUGGAAGCAAAUAUUAUAUUUCGUUGUGCAUAAAGAGGUUUUUGUUGGUUGUGAAAUAUAUUUCAAAAUUAAUGCUUAUUGAAGCGAAAAAUGGUUUUCAUAGAAUUUAUGGUAGUCGUAGACGGUGGGGAGGAAUCUCAAACAUUUUUUUGUCCUUCACGUAAAAAAAAAACAAAUGCCAGCAAAAUUACAAAGCGCGAAUUUAAUUCACAGGUAGAAAAAGUUGCAACCCAGCAGCAUUGAAAAGAAUUAU
Messenger RNA from Anastrepha ludens (Mexican fruit fly), 1428 nucleotides. RefSeq lists its product as uncharacterized. The coding region runs from base 38 to 1063 and encodes 341 amino acids. The record is from RefSeq and is a predicted model, not a curated record. Gene Ontology annotation, molecular function: chitin binding. The transcript is spliced from 2 exons. Gene Ontology annotation, cellular component: extracellular region. NCBI's taxonomy places the organism in Eukaryota, Metazoa, Arthropoda, Insecta, Diptera, Tephritidae.